AUGUAUCAGUUUUCUAAGGGUCUUCAGCCAUGUCCCAGGGCUAGUGCUAAUGUCCUGUAUUCCAACCCUAGAACUGUAGCUAACGGGUGUCUCCUCUGUGGUCUUCCCUCCGACAGCCUCCACCUCACCACGUUCUGCCUGCAGCACAAGCCCACAGUCAUCGCCUGCGUCUGCAUCCACCUGGCCUGUAAAUGGUCCAAUUGGGAGAUCCCGGUCUCCACUGAUGGGAAACACUGGUGGGAGUAUCUGGACCGCACCGUCACGCUCACGCUGCUGGACGAGCUGACCAAUGAAUUCCUGCAGAUUCUGGAGAAGACGCCCAGCAGGCUGAAAAGGAUACGUAACUGGAGGGUAGGUUCUGCUCUCACAACUGGUGCCACACAAGCUGCCAAGAAGCCCAAGAUGGACAGUCAAACGGGCGACACCUCCUUCCAAGGGACCUCCUCAUUGGACGGCAUCACCGGUGUGGCCGGCAGCAACUCAUUCUUCUCUUCGUCUCUGUCAGACUCUGGGGAGAUGGCUUCACUAGACGACAUGUCUAUCCCGUUCCCUCCCUACCAGGCCCUGGCUGGGGACCACGCUGAGCUGCUGGGGCUGGACCAGGGCCUUGCCUUUCUUCCUCAAGCCAUCCCUUCAAAGUACCCAUCAGGCAAACACGAACACAAAACGGCCAGUGCAGGCAAGCACCCACAGGCCCUACCCAAUAACCCCUCGCCCUUCACCCGCCCCCCACAGAAAGUCUCCCUGGAUAAGUACAGAGAGAAACAGGCAGCAGGCCUGCAGACCAUGCAGAACGGUGUCCGAGAGGAGCAGAGCGGUGUGGACAUGUACCAGUCCCCCGCCCUCCCUCACCACCAGUCCCAUAAAAGACGCUCCCAGCCUGGGCAGGGUGUCCCCCAGCACGGGACAGCAGGAGGGACAAGGCCAGCUCUAAAAAGACACGAGGUCUCCCACCACAGGCCUCGGCGGUUGAGAACGGCGUUGCGGCCAGCAACGAGGAGCUAAAGAUGAGAAUCAAAGUAUCUGCCGACAGGGACCAGGGCGGCCAUGUUGGUGUCCCACAGGGCAAAGAGAAGUACAAAGACCACUCUGG
Molecule: messenger RNA, 1093 nt
Organism: Oncorhynchus masou masou (cherry salmon)
Lineage: Eukaryota; Metazoa; Chordata; Actinopteri; Salmoniformes; Salmonidae
Product: cyclin-T2-like
Exons: 4
Coding region: 1-1005 (334 amino acids)
Biological process (GO): positive regulation of DNA-templated transcription, elongation; regulation of transcription by RNA polymerase II
Cellular component (GO): cyclin/CDK positive transcription elongation factor complex; nucleus
Molecular function (GO): cyclin-dependent protein serine/threonine kinase activator activity
Source: RefSeq, a predicted model, not a curated record